Messenger RNA from Salvelinus namaycush (lake trout), 3426 nucleotides. Its product is annotated as myotubularin-related protein 2-like. NCBI's taxonomy places the organism in Eukaryota, Metazoa, Chordata, Actinopteri, Salmoniformes, Salmonidae. The coding region runs from base 145 to 2085 and encodes 646 amino acids. The record is from RefSeq and is a predicted model, not a curated record. Gene Ontology annotation, molecular function: phosphatidylinositol-3,5-bisphosphate 3-phosphatase activity. The transcript is spliced from 16 exons.
CAGGGUCAAGGAACUCUGGGAAAAGAUGGCAGCUUCCUGUCUGUACCUCGGAUUUACUUUUCACCAAGGACGGAAUCAAAACAGUUGCAUGUAGAUAUCUGCCCUAUCGCCUCAACCUGAUAAUUAAUAUACUUAAACUUUACCAUGGAGAACACCGGGAGCAUCGACAGUCUAGGCUCGAAGCGAUCCUCGUCAAGGCAGCCGAGUGUUGAUUCAUUGUCCAGUACCUCCACCUCUCGUUCUGACUGGUCCACUCACGCUGCCAAGCCCACCUUUGCAAUGUCUUCUGACAAUGUGUCCAUCUCAACAGAGUUUUCCCCAGAGCUACGGGGCAGACCUAAAGCGGUUGCCAAGGUGCUCAGGGAUUCAAAAGAAGAACCACAGUUACUACCAAAGGAAAGUGUGCAAGACAUGGCCAAAGAUGUCACCUACAUCUGUCCUUACAUCGGUGCACUGAGGGGGACAUUGACUGUCACCAACUACAGAUUGUUUUUCAAAUGCAUGGACAGGGAACCAGCGUUUGUGCUGGACUUGCCCCUGGGGGUAGUGAGCCGGGUGGAGAAGAUAGGAGGUGCAUCUAGCCGUGGGGAGGUCUCCUACGGGCUGGUCUGCAAGGAUAUCCGUAAUCUGCGGUUUGCACACAAGCAGAUGGAGGAUUCACUCAGGAAGUCCAUUUUCGAAAUCCUGAUGAAAUUUGCCUUUCCUGUUUCUAAUGGUCUGACAAUCUUUGCCUUUGAGUAUGGGCAGGUCUAUCCUGAAAAUGGCUGGAAAGUGUAUGAUGCUCAAGUGGAAUACAAAAGACAGGGCUUACCCAACGAGAGCUGGAGGAUAACUAAAGUGAAUGAUCACUACGAGCUGUGUGACACUUACCCAUCAACCCUGGUGGUGCCUGUUAACAUCCCAGAUGAGGAGUUGAAGAGAGUGGCUGCCUUCAGAGCCAAGGGCAGGAUACCUGUGCUGUCAUGGAUUCACCCAGAGAGCCAGGCCACAGUGAUCCGCUGUAGUCAGCCCAUGGUUGGGGUCAACGGCAAGCGCAGCAAAGACGAUGAGAAGUACCUCCAGACCAUCAUGGAUGCCAACGCUCAGUCCCAUAAGCUCUUCAUCUUCGAUGCCAGGCCUAGCGUCAAUGCUGCUGCCAACAAGAUGAAAGGGGGUGGCUAUGAGAGUGAGGAUGCCUAUCAGAAUGCAGAAUUGGUGUUCUUGGACAUCCACAACAUCCACGUGAUGAGGGAGUCACUGCGCAAGUUGAAGGAGGUAGUCUAUCCCAACAUCAAGGAGUCCCAUUGGUUCUCCAACCUCGAGUCCACUCAUUGGCUGGAACACAUCAAGCUGAUCCUGGCUGGGGCGCUGCGUAUUGCAGACAAGGUGGAGUCAGGGAAGACGUCAGUGGUGGUUCACUGCAGUGAUGGGUGGGACCGUACUGUCCAGCUCACCUCCCUGGCCAUGCUGAUGCUGGACGGACACUACCGCACCAUCCGCGGCUUCCAGGUGCUGCUGGAGAAAGAGUGGCUGAGCUUCGGCCACCGCUUCCAGCUGAGGAUCGGUCAUGGGGAUAAGAACCACACAGACGCAGACCGCUCGCCUGUCUUCCUGCAGUUCAUAGACUGUGUGUGGCAGAUGACCCGCCAGUUUCUUGCAGCCUUCGAGUUCAACGAAUACUUCCUGAUCACCAUCCUGGACCAUCUGUACAGCUGCCUGUUUGGGACGUUCAUGUGUAAUAGUGAACAGCAGAGGGUGAAGGAGGAGCUGCCCAAGAAGACAGUUUCCCUGUGGGCCUACAUCAACAGCCAGCCAGAGGAGUUCACCAACCCUCUGUAUGUCAACUAUUCCAACCAUGUGCUGUUCCCAGUGGUCAGCAUGCGCCACCUGGAGCUCUGGGUGGGCUACUACAUCCGCUGGAACCCUCGCAUGAGGCCACAGGAGCCUGUUCACCAGCGCUACAAGGAGCUGCUGGCAAAGCGGGCGGAGCUUCAGAAGAGGGUGGAGGAGCUGCAGCGAGAGGUGAACAAUCGCUCUGCCUCCUCAUCCUCGGAGAGGGCGGGCUCUCCCACCCGCUCCAUCACUCCAGUUCAGACCUUUGUCUGACAAGCAGACAGACAAAACCCAGGGGGAUGGUGACCGGAAGCUUACAGUAGACGGCUGAGGACAGAGGCCCAACACCUAUAGGAAGCAAAGCAACCAACAAGUGUCUGUAGAAACCGCAUAUUGGCCUUUGGCUGCUCCACCUCAACAGCUGAGGUCGUAUAGAGUCAGAACCGUAGAAUGAGAAUAAGACCAUUAAUUUAUAUCUCUAUGGUCAGAACCUUCUGCUGCACCAAACAGAGCUGCCUUUGUUUCCAACCACCUUGCUACAGCCAUACUACACUCUACUGACCUCUGCUGCCAGGGUCAAGAGUACUGUAACAUAUUAUCAUAAAAUAAGUAUAAAAUAUCACAUCAGCUUACUGUAUGUAGGUAUUACAUUUAUUAUAAGUGAUAAGUACACUAAUCGAUUAAUAGGAUAAAACAAGCAACACACUAAAAGUAAAAGCUCAAUUAAUUCCUCCAUUGUUAAAGCAGGGUGGAGAAUUAUUCCAAAAAGGCAGGCUAUUUAAACAAUGUAUGUUUAUUUCUACUUGACAUAAUCCAAAUAGGGUUUGAGGUCAGAAUUGUCUCCACUAAUGGUUUUGGAGUUGAGAAAAUAGUUACUGAAUGGACACAUUUUGACCAAAUAGGUGUGAAUGAAUCAAUGUGGGCAUGGGUGGGUGUAUUGUUAGUUAUGUAUGACAUUUCAUCUGAUCAGUAUGCUGAUGUUUUAAGCGGUCGAAUUCCUUUUAUUAGCAAGUUAACUGCAUAUUAUUUUCUGUCUCGUAGGUUGUGUGUAUAGUUUACAGUACACCAUAUACUUAUAUGCUUACACUGAGUUCUGAGUCUCAUUCCUAAUUGAUUAGGUUAUAACUUGAGGGCUUUUUGACUGCAAAGACCAGUUAAUCAUCUAAUACAUUGAAUUGUUGCAAUGAGUGGUCAUCUUGACUCAGUUAAAUAUUGUUAACCAUAAGCACGAAGACUGAUCUGUGUACUGUAUACCAUCCCUCACUCCUACAGCAAAGAUGGUGGAAAUCUUUAUGAUAUGGACUAGUCUAGACAAGUCUAGCUAGAGUUAUGCUGUGCAGUGCAUCAUGUAUAGGGAGGAUGGAUAGUGUUAGAGGGUAGCUAUAUGAAUGUAUGUUAGAACUUUGGCCCUGUUAUCUGCUUAUGUGUAUAUUGUGGUGAUUUCUGCGAUAAUAUCACGUUGCAGACUGCUCACUCAGAAAAUGGAUAAUCAGGAUUGACAAUAAUGUGCAUUUAAUGGUUUAGUUAGGGUUUUAAAAUGAAAGCUGUAACCAAGUGCUUCUUGAAAGGUCAUACUCACAGGUUCUUAAUAAAUGCUGCAUAUGUAUUGUUGGA